CCCUUUUCACACUUCUUUGUUUGUGGCGCUAAGCGGUCGACCUUGUUAUCUCACGCUUCGUCCCUCAUUUGUAGUUUGUCAGCCAGCCGACCUCCCACUCAUACAGAGUCGGGUCUCAGAUUAUGGCCAGUCGAGCAGCACAAAAGCGCUUGACGCGCGAGUUCAAGAGCAUCACGGAGAAUCCUCCACCAUAUAUCACGGCACACCCGUCAGAAUCCAAUAUAUUAGAAUGGCACUACAUCAUCACCGGUCCGGAGAACACGCCUUACCACGGGGGCCAGUAUUGGGGGACGCUCAUGUUCCCUCCUAAUUACCCCUUUGCCCCCCCGGCCAUCCGAAUGCACACCCCUUCCGGCCGAUUCCAGCCGUCGAGUCGCCUCUGUCUAUCCAUCUCAGACUUUCAUCCCCGAUCAUUCAACCCGGCGUGGGAAGUGUCGACGAUUCUGAUCGGGCUGCUCUCGUUCAUGACCUCGGAGGAGAUGACAACGGGCUCCGUGUCGGCCAGCGAGGCGGAACGGAGGUAUCAUGCGGCGCGCUCCCGGUGGUGGAACUCGACGGGCGGCGGAUCCCACCUCAAGACCGAUAAUGGCUCCGGCAAGAAUAAUAUCAAGGCAGGCGACGGCGGGGCCAAGUUCAAGUCCGAGUGGCCCGAGGUGGACCAAGAGAACUGGAAGUGGAUGCGGGAGAACAAGAUCGAUCCGGCGACGGGGAACAAGAUUGUUGAGAACGGCGGGCCUUCAUGCGGCCCACAGCUUAACAUCGCCGCUGGCAGUGGGCACCAGGCUCACGCAGUGGUGGACGCAGUUAUUCAGCAGAGGGACGCCGGGCAGGGCUGGCUGUUCCAAAACAAGCUGCUACUAGCCGGUGCUAUUAUAUUUGUCUACGUGUUGAUCGCCCGGCUUCUUGCGGAGGGCAGCUCGUGAGCACCGGUCGAGGAGGAGGGCUCGCAUCUGCUGUCCUUGCAUCGACGAAGAAGGGCACAGGCACAUCAAUGACCCGGGUUCGGCCACGCCAGUGUUGCAACGGAUCCGGGCGCGAGGAGCGGUGCGGCGCUGGCGAUGGGCUGCCUUCAUGCCAUUGUCGGCUGGUCGUGGGGUAGUAAUGGGUUCUGCUCACCGCGGCACAGGCCUCCACGAUGCCGUGGGGGAAACACUGUUGAGGGUUGAGAAAACGACUAGGACGAAGAGCGGCAUGACGCUCAGGAGGCAGAGAGAUCUGUUCAAGAUGGUUAGACCGGCACACUCAGGUCAGCGGGAACAUUUGGGGUCACUGGAUAGCAUUGUUCAUAAUGGCUAGGGAGCAGCGAGCGUUGAAAUUGUACACUAACCUACUUCAGCAUCUCCCCUUCGCCCUUCCGCGUGUGGCUGUCCGCGCAGUCCAGAUCUCUCCUCAUAUACAAUCUGCUGGUGGCUUAUU
Messenger RNA from Chaetomium strumarium, 1416 nucleotides. Its product is annotated as ubiquitin-conjugating enzyme/RWD-like protein. NCBI's taxonomy places the organism in Eukaryota, Fungi, Ascomycota, Sordariomycetes, Sordariales, Chaetomiaceae. The transcript is spliced from 3 exons. The coding region runs from base 123 to 923 and encodes 266 amino acids. The record is from RefSeq and is a predicted model, not a curated record.